This is a messenger RNA of Stegostoma tigrinum, 435 nucleotides long. RefSeq lists its product as uncharacterized. The annotation marks the transcript as partial. NCBI's taxonomy places the organism in Eukaryota, Metazoa, Chordata, Chondrichthyes, Orectolobiformes, Stegostomatidae. The transcript has 3 exons. The record is from RefSeq and is a predicted model, not a curated record.
CUAACACCACAAUCACCAUCACAGCCAUCACCAUCACUAACACCACAAUCACCAUCACAGCCAUCACCAUCACUAACACCACAACCACCAUCACAGCCAUCACCAUCACUAACACCACAAUCACCAUCACAGCCAUCACCACCAUCACCAUCACUAACACCACAACCGCCACCACAGCCAUCGCCAUCACUAACACCACAACCACCACCACAGCCAUCACCAUCACUAACACCACAAUCACCACAGCCAUCACCAUCACUAACACCACAACCACCAUCACAGCCAUCGCCAUCACUAACACCACAACCACCAUCACAGCCAUCACCAUCACUAACACCACAAUCACCACCACAGUACUGGGAUUAUUCAGGAGGUCCCUGGGCAGAAGUAACUCUGAUUUUCAGCCUGCAGAGGUAUUCCCAAAAAAAGGCCUAG